This is a messenger RNA of Diplodia corticola, 1074 nucleotides long. RefSeq names its product f-box domain protein. The record is from RefSeq and is a predicted model, not a curated record. Bases 1 to 1074 code for a protein of 357 amino acids. The transcript has a single exon. NCBI's taxonomy places the organism in Eukaryota, Fungi, Ascomycota, Dothideomycetes, Botryosphaeriales, Botryosphaeriaceae. Gene Ontology annotation, molecular function: protein binding.
AUGCUGCUCGAGUUCCUGGCCACGGAGCUCGUCGCCCAAAUCUUCUUCCACCUAACCUCCAUAAACGACGUUCUCGCGCUUUCGGCCACCUGCCACCGUUUCCGCAGCAUCUAUUCUUCCUCGCGCAAGAUCCCCAUCCUCGAGCACGCCGUCGACGCACAGUACGGGCCGCUGCUCGACGCCACCCAGCUGCUCACGCACAACAGCAGCCAGCCCGCCCACUUGAUCCGCACCGUUCCCCUCUCCAUCGCCCUCAUCAAACAGCUUGUCCACGUCGGCCGCGUCGCCGAGCGCUGGGCCGACCUCUACCCGUUCAAGAAAUGGAAAUACAACUUCGAGGACCGGCGACUGCUGACGGCGGCGGAGCGAGUGCGCGUGCGCCGAGCCCUAUACCGACUCUGGCUGUACAACCGCGCCUUCUACAACCGCGCGCACCCGCGCGAGACGCGCAUGAGCCGGCCGGUGCUGCUCGAGCGCGCGGCGCUGCUGCACAACUGGAGCACCUGGGAGCUGGCCGAGAUGGCCGACGCGCACGCGGUGCUGCGCGAGGUGGUGCUGGCCAACGUCUGCCCGAGCAACGGCACCAUCGCGCGCCGCUUCAAGAAGCGCUUCCCCGAGCGCGACCAGACCCAGCUGUGCUUCAACAUUCACCUCAACUACCCCCCGCCCGUCACCAACCCCUUCAACUCCCCCUUUCACUCUAGCCCCAACGCUCUGUCCAACUACUACCAGCACGUCGGCCCGCACGACAAUCGCUUGCAUUACUCAAAGUACACGGCGACGGCCCAUCACGAGCCGGGCGCCGAGGGCUGGGGCGACGAUAUCCCGCAUUACUACGUCGUGGAGGAUAUGAUGAAGCUGGACCCGGAGCAGAUCUUGUGGCUGAAGGAAAACGCGCCGCUGAAAGGUCAGGUGGAGAUGUUCGUGAAGGGCUUGGGCGAUUGGUUCGAGAAUAACGGCGAGACGUGGAGCCAGACGCUGGCGUGGGUGCUGAACGAGCGGGGCGAGGAUGUGGAGGAGAUUUUGGGCGGUAUCGCGGACUGCGAGUUUGGGAUUGCCGUGGCUGAGGAGUGA